Molecule: messenger RNA, 651 nt
Organism: Cooperia oncophora
Lineage: Eukaryota; Metazoa; Nematoda; Chromadorea; Rhabditida; Trichostrongylidae
Source: the annotation of a GenBank genome assembly
AUGUGCAGGUGUGUCGCCUGUUUUGUGAGCGGGUUCUACCGAUGGGGAGCCACUAUAGCUAAUAUACGGAAGUUCUGGCCGCGCAAGAAGAUUCUCGUUUACAAUUUGGGCUUGAACCAGGGUUCAGUAGAAAAAUUGGAAAAGAAGUGUCUAGUGGAAGUGCGCGGCUUUCCAUUUUCCAGCUAUCCAUCUCAUGUGGCAAAUUUGAACGAAUACAGAUGGAAACCUCUCAUAAUUGCUUCGGGAUACGUUCUACAAACGCCAUCUGGUCACAGCAUUUUCGCUACUACUGACCCUGGCGUUUACAAAUAUUUUCCAACAGUAUUUGAUAAUCUGAAGAGCACUUCGUGCGAGAAUUACGACGCUAACUUUGCGUUCAUUGUAAGGACAAAGGACACGGUCGAUAUUUUGAGAUGGUUGGUACUGUGUGCUCUAGAAAGAGACUGUAUGGCACCGCCAGGGUCACAGCUUGUCUGCAAAUUUGGCAACGAUCGCUACACGCGAUAUGCUGGAUGUCAUAGGUAUGACCAAUCUGUGAUCAAUCUUCUGCUCGCCAAUUCAUAUGGGUACAAUCCCAGGAACUACGUCAGCCGCUUCGGAGCUAAAGGAGUGAAAAUUGAGAAGAUAUGCCUCAUACUCAUUAACUGCUAA